Molecule: messenger RNA, 1606 nt
Organism: Ostrea edulis (European flat oyster)
Lineage: Eukaryota; Metazoa; Mollusca; Bivalvia; Ostreida; Ostreidae
Exons: 5
Coding region: 44-1048 (334 amino acids)
Source: RefSeq, a predicted model, not a curated record
UGAUAGUCCAGGGCAUAGUGCACAGUACUGCACAUAUUCCAUAAUGGAUAACAGCUCCAAGAAAAUAAUUUCCAUCAUCACCAUGGAUAAAAGAGAGACGGGGAAGAAGAGCACUAAUAUGGAAAAGGGGUGCUUUUUAAAAGCUAUGGAAGACCUAAGAGAUAAUGGUGUUGUUGUAGCUGAGGUUGUUACCGAUGCACAUUUGCAAAUUGGAGCAGUUAAGAAGAACAGAUUCCCAGAAAUAAAGCACUCGCAUGACAUAUGGCAUGCUGCCAAAAACCUAGGCAAGAAGGUAGUUGCUGCUGGACAGAGUAAGGAAUGCCGACCUCUCCUAGAGUGGAGUCGUGACAUUAUCAACCACUUUUGGCAUGCUUGUUCUUUGGCAACUGAUGUUGAUAGCUUUAUGGAGAUAUGGUGUGGUAUUGUUCACCACAUUGUCGGGGAACAUGAAUGGAGCAUGUCCUAUAGCAGUAACUUCUAUGGGGAAAACAAAUGCCAGCAUGGUCCACUGGAGGGAGAGCAGAAGGAGUGGCUGGAGAAAGGCAGCCCUGCACACAAGGCUCUCAUUGAGAUUGUCUUCAACAAAAGACUUCUGAAUAAGAUACCCUAUUAUGUAAAUUUCAGAAGUACAGCAGAAUUGGAGACGUUCAACAAUCUUAUUUUAAUGUAUUGUGGCAAAAGGUUUGCUUUUUCCCCACCUGUUUACAGGGCUAGAAGCCAGUUGGCUGCAUUAGAUUACAACAACAAUGUGGACAGGAUGGUGAAAAGAAACUUGGAUGGGACAGUGCAGCAACACAGAACAUUCAACAAAAAAAGUGGCCGCUGGAGUGUAACACCAGUAAAAGUUGAAAAGAGCUACAGACACGUGGACAUCAUAAUGGAAAGAGUGGUGGCUGCCCGUCUGAAUGACCAGGAAGGCAUGAGUCAGCCUGUAGUGUUUGACAUUGAUGACCCACGCCGCUUGAGCAGGACCAUUGCCCCAAUUGAUCCAAAGCCAACGACGGAGUUGGUCGAGGAGAAAGUGUCACGGUUUCAAGCAACAGACUAAUCGUGAACAUUUGCAAAUGUAGCUUUGUUAAUAUUUGUAUAAUUUAGUAUAGUGUGUAAACACGGUCACCUAUGCAUACUUGAUUUUGUUAAACAACCCAGAAGACUGAUGUACUGGACUACUGGUGCUUAAAAUUGAAAUUUCUGAUAUGAUAUCCAUGACAAUGUGCUUAUAGGAAAACUGAUUUGAAAUAAUGCUAACAAAAGUUUUAGGAAAAUUGUUUGUGUAGUUGAAUUUUGAUAUUUCUAACAUCGAUAUCUUAAAUACUAUGGAUAUAUCCAAGGGAGUUAGAAGGACAAAUUACUUCUUUAUGUAUAACCUCAAUGUCUUGCAUCCUCGGAAAUCUUUUUCUCUUGGCCCCAUCAAGUUAGAAAUUUGACAACAUUUAUCAAAUGUCUUUGUUUUUACAAAGACAUCAUGCCAUACGUCAUAUCAUAGUCUCAAUCAGUCCAUUAGAAUUCAGGUGUUAUCUUGGUUAUCAAAUAGUCUACAAUUUUUAGCAUUAUCGUGUACAUAUCAUUUUAGUGUAUGUUUUUCCCCCAGAUAUUGUCAUGUUUA